Parnassius mnemosyne (clouded apollo) is the source of this 852-nucleotide messenger RNA. The record is from the annotation of a GenBank genome assembly. Lineage: Eukaryota; Metazoa; Arthropoda; Insecta; Lepidoptera; Papilionidae.
AUGCGAAAUUAUUCUCAAUAUAAUGAUGGUUUCAAGUAUAUACUUUGUGUUAUUGAUGUAUUUAGUAAAUAUGCUUUUGCAAGACCAAUGAAAAAGAAAAACUCAGAAACAACUAAAGAAUGUUUUGAAAGUAUAUUUACUGAAAGUAAUUUAACACCUACUCACAUACAAUCCGAUAAAGGUACAGAAUUUGUUUCAAAAGAUGUACAAAAAUACUUUAAAUCCAAAAAGAUUAAUUACUAUACCACUAACAAUCCUGACAUUAAGGCCAGUAUUGUUGAACGAUUUCAAAGAACACUAAAAAUGAAAAUGUGGCGUUAUUUCACUCAUAAUAAUACUUAUAGAUAUAUAGAUGUUUUACAAGAUUUAAUAUACUCUUAUAAUCACAGCUUUCACUCUAGUAUUAAGAUGUGCCCAUGUGAUGUAAAUUCCAACAAUAUUAUGACAGUUUGGACUAAUCUUUAUGAUAGACGGUCAAAAAAACUUUCUUUAGAAAAUCCUAAACCAAAUUUCAAUGUGGGUGAUUAUGUUCGAAUAACUAAAUAUAAACAUGUAUUCCAAAAAGGAUAUGAAUCAAAUUGGAGUGAUGAAAUAUUUAUUAUAUCUUCAAUAAUUGAUAGAUCUCCAUGGGUUGUUUAUACAAUAACAGAUUUACAAAAUGAACCAAUAAUUGGUACUUUUUAUGAAAGAAAAUUACAGAAAAUCACUUACAACCCCACCUCACAACAUAAAAUAGAUAAAAUAAUUGACACUCGUUAUUCAGGUAACAGAAAAGAAGUAUUAGUGAAGUGGAAAGGUUAUCCAGAUAAAUUUAACAGUUGGAUUUUAGCUUCUAGUUUAAAAGAAAUAUGA